AUGACAUUAUUGAGUAAUAUAGAGUUCCUGAAAGCUGCUGCUGAACUAUUUGAACAAUCUCAUGAAUCAAGAUCAUCAAUAUAUAUCACACAGAAAAGACUUAGUGAAGUUGAUCAAGUGAAUGGGCUAAAAGAUACACAAGACGAAAUAUCACAAUUUAAUGAUUCAAAACCAAUAUUACCUAAUUCCACAAUCAGAAAAUCCACAAAAUCAUACCCAAUAUUGAUAAGAAUUACAGAUGGUAAUAAUGAUAAAUCUAAAAAGAAAAAGUACUCUACAACUGUGGAUUCAGAACACCUAGGUAAAUUUUGGAAAGAAUAUUCACAAGUCAUCAAGACUGGUGCAACUGGAUUGAAAAAGAAGGAAAAAAGUAAAAAGAAGAAGAAGACAGUCAAAGCUUGA
Molecule: messenger RNA, 402 nt
Organism: Hansenula anomala
Lineage: Eukaryota; Fungi; Ascomycota; Saccharomycetes; Phaffomycetales; Wickerhamomycetaceae
Gene: SRP14
Product: RNA-binding signal recognition particle subunit SRP14
Exons: 2
Coding region: 1-402 (133 amino acids)
Biological process (GO): SRP-dependent cotranslational protein targeting to membrane
Cellular component (GO): signal recognition particle, endoplasmic reticulum targeting
Molecular function (GO): 7S RNA binding; endoplasmic reticulum signal sequence receptor activity
Source: RefSeq, a predicted model, not a curated record